Capsaspora owczarzaki ATCC 30864 is the source of this 1315-nucleotide messenger RNA. RefSeq names its product carbonate dehydratase. Gene Ontology annotation, molecular function: carbonate dehydratase activity; zinc ion binding. The record is from RefSeq and is a predicted model, not a curated record. Lineage: Eukaryota; Filasterea; Ministeriida; Capsasporidae. Gene Ontology annotation, biological process: carbon utilization. Bases 112 to 1269 code for a protein of 385 amino acids. The transcript has 5 exons.
CUCGCUUGAGUCAGGUUUUCUGUUUGAUUCCUCUUCCGUUUUUUUUUUUUUUUUUUUUUUUAAUAGUUGCAACCGAAAGCGAGGUCCACGCACAAAAGUAGUCGAGCAGCCAUGUUUCUGAAUCGUCUUGCGAGAGGGUGCCUAUUGCAACCCAACGGCGCCACUGUGUCGUCGUCGUCGUCGUCGGGGGCGGCGCAACGGAUGAUUGCCGCUGCUGUCACGGCUUAUCGAUCGUGCUCAUCGCACGCACAUGGCAGCAGCCCACAUCACCCCAGCCACCACCACGCGCAGCCAGCAGCAGGCCAUCAGCCUGACCAUGCUGUCUCUGCCAGUGCCACGUCAAGCGUCGCUGCUGCUGCUGCUGUCAGUCCUGCUGCUAGCCAGGCCGCUCCUCAACGCGCAUCGCUGCACUCCAGCGCCACCGCUGAUUCUGCCUGGGAAAGCCCCUUGCGCCAGGUCCUGAUCCGCCCGCGUUUCCAAAGCCCGGUCGCACAAUCUGAAACCAAGGCAGAGUCGCUCUUCCAAAAACCAGUUGAUUUGUACACGCGUCUUCUGGACAACAACCGUCAAUGGGCCGGUCAAGUCAGCUCCGUCGAUCCCAACUACUUUCCCAAUCUUGCUCGCGGCCAACAGCCGCCGUACAUGUACAUUGGCUGCUCCGAUUCGCGUGUGCCACCGGAUCAGUUGACGCAGACGAUGCCCGGCGAGCUGUUCAUUCACCGUAACGUUGCCAAUCUCGUGGUCAACACUGACAUGAAUCUCAUGGCCGUUCUCCAAUAUGCAGUCGAGGUACUGAAAGUGCAGCACAUCAUUGUCAUGGGACACACCGAGUGUGGUGGCGUCCGCGCUUCCAUGACCAGCACUCCGCACGGCAUCAUCGACGAGUGGCUGCGAAACAUCAAGGAUGUCUAUCGCCUGCAUCGCCAAGAGCUUGAGGCAAUCUCUGACAUGUCUGCCCGCGUCAACCGCCUUGUUGAACUCAAUGUCGUCGAGCAAGUGUACAACCUGUACAAGACCAGCGUUGUUCAAAAGUCCUGGGCCCAGGGACACCGUGUUCAGGUGCAUGGCUGGGUCUGCAAUAUCUCCACUGGUCUGAUCCGCGAUCUGCAAGUGGAACGCCGGCCGGAAUGGGACGAGGUCGGUGCCAUCUACCAGUAUCGGUUUGAUCAAGAAAGCACGCCAGCCGUUUCGACUGCGACGGCUGAAGAGAAGGCCAACCCCCUCCAGAGCAUGCUUCGUUCAAUGCGCGGCAACUCUGAUUCCGAGUGAAUCUGAGCAGAAGGUUGAAUAAGAAUAAAUAAUCUAGACAAUGGAA